AUGGGUACCGAAGCGCAGUUGUUAGACUGGGAGCCGAUCGACACAGAUGAUAUCGAAGAGUCGUGGGUUGUCAUCCGAGACUACCUACUACAGCUGUUUCAACAAUUUGCCCCUAUACGCAGGAGCCGGCCUCAUGCCAAAAGACCAACCUGGUUCGAUCAUGAGCUUGGAAGUUUGUUCCGCAUGAGAAAUCGUGCUUGGAAGCACUACCGUACUUCGAAUUCAGGCUACGAUGAAUACCGAGUCAUACGGAAUCAGUGCUCGGCAGCUCGGGUGGCCAAACGCCAUGCUUUCCAGGAGAGUCUAGCUGCCAAAUCUGCCACGGCUCUGAAGGGGCUAUUCGCAUACUUGAAAAGAAGGACCAGGACGGUGCCUGGACUCCCGAGUCUUGUCGACAAUGGAAUCACUGCUGAUACUGGUGUGGACAGGUCUGGUGUACUUGCUCGGCAUUAUGCUUCAAUGUACGCAGGAGCAGAGAUCUCAGUUUCGUCACCCUCAUCAACUCGUAGAGUUUUGUAUUCACACCCUCCUGAUGUGAUCUCAAUCAGUGCCCCUUAUCUGGGAGCCCACAACGUCGCCAAAGUACUACGUGGACUUCGUCAAUACCAAUCCCCCGGUCCAUAUGGAGUUCACCCGUUGGUGCUGAAGGAACUGGCUGAUGUCGUAUCAACCCCGCUAGCCCAAAUGUUCAACUUGUCCCUCCGGACUAGCCGAUUACCGUCAGACAGGAAGAAAGCGCUGGUUGUUCCCUUGUUCAAAGGUGGUGAUAAGCACGCCCCGGUCAACUAUCGGCCCGGCCUCUCCUGCUUAUCCAAUUUCCUGUUGGCACGUAACUAUUGGGUGGAGUCUAGAGCUGACGGUUGCUCCACGGGUGUUGUGUUCGUGGAUUUCAGCAAAGCGUUUGACAAUGUGUCUCAUGCGAAACUACUGGUGAAAUUGAGAUCGACGAGCAUCUAG
Echinostoma caproni is the source of this 957-nucleotide messenger RNA. NCBI's taxonomy places the organism in Eukaryota, Metazoa, Platyhelminthes, Trematoda, Plagiorchiida, Echinostomatidae. The record is from the annotation of a GenBank genome assembly.